AUGGCAGAACUAUCGACUGACCAGGUCAGAGCCUUGGAUCAGACCCGACAGCGGCUACUGGCUCUCCAAACAUCUCUAAUAGCAUUGCGAUCCGACAUCACCACCCAAAGUUCGCUUCCCUCUUGGCCUGCUCUCCAAACCCACGCCAAUCUCAUAUCCAACAACCUCCAGACCAUCGCAGCGCAGUUGGCCGAGCACCGCGAGGCCUUUCAGUCGACCGUUGCGUUCCCGCUGCCUCAAUUUCCUGGCAAAGAACGCGCGUUUAUUCUAGAGACAUUGCUACGAACGAAAUUGGAACCUAAUGUGGAAGACUGGGUCGAAGAAGGUGAAAGCAUAGCGUUACGCUUGCGCAAGGGUGACCCUUCAGGCAUAUCGGAAGCCGACCUGAACGCGCUUUGGCAAUGGGCUCCUACUGCUGCAAACAAGGAGGCCAGAAAGCAGAAAUGGGGCGCAGAUUUCACAUUGGAAGAGAAACAGCGUGGCGUUUCGAACGUUGUUACCGGUCUCCGCAGAGAGUUAGUAGAGCCACCAGACGAGGAAGACGAGGAGGGAGAUGAAGACGAAGAGUACGAAGUCACGGACGAAGAGGAAGAGGAAGACGAUGGGAAUAAAAUGGAAGUCGAGCAGACUAAGAGCGAAAACAAGCCUGGUGGUACCACCGAGAGUGCGACUGUGCUGAGGACUGCGACUCAAAUGCCUUUACAGAGUGUACACAAGUUUAUGGUGACUGGACGGUGA
Exophiala dermatitidis NIH/UT8656 is the source of this 738-nucleotide messenger RNA. RefSeq lists its product as uncharacterized. The record is from RefSeq and is a predicted model, not a curated record. The transcript has 2 exons. Gene Ontology annotation, biological process: regulation of transcription by RNA polymerase II. Gene Ontology annotation, cellular component: core mediator complex; mediator complex. NCBI's taxonomy places the organism in Eukaryota, Fungi, Ascomycota, Eurotiomycetes, Chaetothyriales, Herpotrichiellaceae. Gene Ontology annotation, molecular function: transcription coregulator activity; RNA polymerase II cis-regulatory region sequence-specific DNA binding. The coding region runs from base 1 to 738 and encodes 245 amino acids.